This is a messenger RNA of Closterium sp. NIES-65, 348 nucleotides long. Lineage: Eukaryota; Viridiplantae; Streptophyta; Zygnematophyceae; Desmidiales; Closteriaceae. The record is from the annotation of a GenBank genome assembly.
AUGAUGGCGCGCCUCAGCGGAAUCACUGCUAUUUCUCUCGUGCUAGUUGUUGCGCUCGUUCUCUCACCGUAUGCUUCCACUGCCGUUGUUGCCAAGAAGGCCGAGCCCAAGAAGACUUCCGAUGGGUUUUAUACAUGUGAUGAGGUGAAGAAUAUGCGGAGCAACGGGUAUUGCAAUUCGCCAGAAAACGAGACGCUGGAGCAAUGCAACGCCAGGGUCGACUACUAUAUCAACGACUGCGGAAGACCCGAUCGUACGGCUUGCGUGGUUGAUCAUGGCAUCUUUCUCUUCUCCCUCCUCGCAUUUGCCACCUCCCACAUAACCUCUGAUGGCAUGGCUCUCUUCUAA